Messenger RNA from Histoplasma capsulatum G186AR, 1578 nucleotides. RefSeq names its product folylpolyglutamate synthase. Gene Ontology annotation, cellular component: cytosol; mitochondrion; cytoplasm. Bases 1 to 1578 code for a protein of 525 amino acids. Gene Ontology annotation, molecular function: tetrahydrofolylpolyglutamate synthase activity; ATP binding. The transcript has 3 exons. NCBI's taxonomy places the organism in Eukaryota, Fungi, Ascomycota, Eurotiomycetes, Onygenales, Ajellomycetaceae. Gene Ontology annotation, biological process: tetrahydrofolylpolyglutamate biosynthetic process. The record is from RefSeq and is a predicted model, not a curated record.
AUGCUCACGCCCUCCAAAGGGUGGUUUAAUCCCGGUUCUCGAAGGGCUAAGCUCCCUACGCGAGUAUUUACGAGGAGAUUUGUGAGAAUGGCUCGCAAUUAUGAGUUCCAUACAUCUCCGUACUACCCUGGAACGGCUAUUCCAUCCGAACUAAACCGACUGAAUCUAAUUCAUAUCGCGGGGACAAAAGGAAAAGGAUCGACAUGUGCAUUCAUCUCCUCGAUUCUGAGCCAAUACCUACCGUCCGCAUCCGUAUCCCCACGCUUAGCAGAUUCCCAACGGCCAAAGAUCUCAAAAGUCGGCCUGUACACAUCCCCACAUCUCCGCUUCAUUCGGGAGCGUAUUCAGAUCAACAAUGAGCCCAUCUCCGAACAGCAGUUUGCGAAUUACUUUUUUGAGAUUUGGGACAGGCUGGAGGCAUCGGCCAAGGCAGGUGGAAUGGAUCCGGCGGACCCUGUGUCGAAGCCUUCCUACUUCCGUUACCUGACGCUCAUGGCCUUCCACGCAUAUAUGUGCGAGGGCGUGGAUGCCGCGAUUAUCGAAUGUGGCAUUGGUGGCGAGUACGACUCGACGAAUGUCAUUGACAAGCCGGUUGUGACCGGGAUCACGAGCCUAGGAAUUGAUCAUCAGUCUACGUUAGGAAAUACCAUUGAAGAAAUCGCCUGGCAUAAAGCGGGGAUUAUGAAGAAGGGAGUCCCGGCAUUCACGGCUCCGCAGAUCGAGAAUGCCAGGGCCGUACUGGAAAAACGCGCGGUGGAAAAAGUGGCGGAGCUCCAUGUCGCAACUGGACAUCCGGAGCUCACCCCCAACAACCAAGCAGCAUUGCGACUGGGCCUUUCAGGAGAAUUUCAAUAUUCAAAUGCAAGCCUCGCCGUUGCUGUUGCUGGGUCCUUUCUGAGAUCCAGAGGUUUUCAAGACAUACCCCCUAAUUUGAACAGCUUACCACUACCGGACAAGUUUAAACGUGGCCUAAAAACAACUAAACUAGGCGGCCGCUGUGAAAUGCGUCUAGAGAAAAAUAUUGCCUGGUAUAUUGACGGUGCCCAUACGCUAGAAAGCAUCGAGGCGACAGGAAAAUGGUUCGUCUCUCAACAACCGCGAGCCACAGAGUCACCAGCAUCACCUCUAUCGUCGUCCUCAACAAACUCCAUCCCCCGUAUCCUCAUCUUCAACCAACAGACCCGCGACAGUGUCGGUCUCGCCCGCGCCCUCCACAACACCCUUUCUCUCUCCUCCGCUAACCUAACUUUCACCCAUGCCAUCUUCUGCACAAACGUUACGUUCAAGCAGUCUGGCUACAGGCCCGAUCUCGUCAGUCUAAACACAAGCGCAUCGGAUGUCGAGACUCUGAAGGUUCAACGAGCGCUCGCGCAAGCCUGGAAGGAAUUGUCGCCGUCGACCGAGGUAUUGGCAAAAGCUACCAUUGAAGAGGCUGUGGAUGUUGUUAGGGAGAUUGGGAAAGCUAGGGAACAAGAGUGUGAAGGGGUGCGUGAGGCCACAAUCUCCGCACUUGUUACUGGGAGCUUGCAUCUUGUUGGGGGACUUUUGGAAGUUUUGGAGACAACAUCGAGCAAUUGA